UGUGAGAAUAAAACAAGGCCCUUGGUGUAAUGAAAGCAAAAGAUGGGGUUUUGUUUUCUUCUACUGGGUCAGACUCUCUCCUUUCUUAACACGAUAGAGUCUAAUGACAAGGAGGGAGAACAGGAGGAACAGACACGCAUUCAGUAUAAAAGACACUCAAGAGCUCUGAAACUUUUCCUCAUGUGUACAAUCGCACUUGUGUGUGUUUGUGUGUGAAUAUUGGACUUGAAUGAAUUAAACUGUGGACAAGGAUUUUGUGCUCAGUCCCUGCUGACCACAAAGAAUAAGAAACACUGUGAAGCACUUUUAACCUGGAGAGCUUUUGAAGAUAAGUGUGGACUAUUUACUAAAAGAACACAGUCCCAUUAAAAUCAUCAGGUGGACUAAAAAUUAGCUGCAAAAGAGACACUGAAAGACCUUCUGACAGUGUGAAGAACUAUCGGUAAAAACAAAACAUUUWAAAAAUGACUGUUUUGGACCAAAAUAUGAACUGAGGAAUGACCCAGGACUUUUGCACAGUUUUAUAUUUCAGGUGGUGUUUUGGAUAAAGAUCAGUUUUGUUCUUAAAACUUGAGGCUGUAGGGUCUGGUCUGAAAUACAGUAUAUAUGGGCUGACUUUGGGUUUUGCCACUUCAUGUUGUUGUACUCGAUACAGAUCCAUCUCAAACAUUUCUGUAAAUCUAACUCCACCAUUUUACUGAACAUUUUACCAGGACAGACACUGACUGCUUUGGUCGACUGUAUUUUAGUUGUUAUGAUGAAACCGCCUCCGUUGUGUCACCUGCUGCUGCUGCUCUUUCUGCUUGCUGUUAACCUGAAAGGUAUAAAUGGGGACAGAAUCGUUGGGGGCACGGAGGUAAUACCUUACUCCAUUAAGUAUCAAGCCUCCCUCCAGUACCAAAACCUCCACUACUGUGGAGGAGUCCUGGUUCACCCACAGUGGGUGGCGUCUGCUGCCCACUGCUGGAAAUCGGAUCAACAGAUGAAGGUGGUUCUGGGUGAACAUGACCUCUCCAUAGUUGAAGGAUUUGAGCAGAAAUUUGACGUCAUAUUCAGCAUUAAGAACACUGCCUUCGAUCGCUGGAUGCUUUACAACGACAUCAUGAUGCUGAAGUUGGACCGUCCAGCCAUCAUAAAUGACAAGGUGGACACAGUUUUGUUACCAGAUCUGAGCAUGCCCCCUGUGCCAAACUUUGCUCCGUGCAUAGUCAGCGGCUGGGGUAUGACAUGGACAUUCGGCAACACUCUGUCCAACGUCCUGAUGUCUGUCGAUGUGAGUUACUACUGCAACUGCUGGACUUUCUACUACUUUGGGGUCACAAACAACAAUAUCUGUGCCGGUGUUCCUGCUGGGAUGAAAGACUCCUGUCAGGGGGAUUCRGGAGGACCGCUCAUCUGCAAUGGCCGACUGGAAGGGAUUGUGUCUUGGGGCAUCGGCUGCGGCGAUCCUAAUUACCCUGGGGUCUACACAAAGAUAAGAAACUACCGCACAUGGAUCGAUUCAGUCAUCAAAAAUCAUUAAAAAUCACUUUACCUGCGUAAGAGACAAUUUUCAGAAACUUUUAAAAGAACUGCAAAGUACUGAUGUACUGUUUUGGGUUUUUUGUUUAAAGGGAUCCCUGAUUAGUUGUUACAUUAGACUUUAUUUGAUAAACAUACAGUAUA
Messenger RNA from Austrofundulus limnaeus, 1665 nucleotides. RefSeq names its product trypsin-3. The record is from RefSeq and is a predicted model, not a curated record. Lineage: Eukaryota; Metazoa; Chordata; Actinopteri; Cyprinodontiformes; Rivulidae. The transcript is spliced from 6 exons. Gene Ontology annotation, biological process: proteolysis. Bases 635 to 1522 code for a protein of 295 amino acids. Gene Ontology annotation, molecular function: serine-type endopeptidase activity.